CGCCCGCCGCCAUUUGCAGUGUUGAGCCCCCUCCCGUGAAGCGUGCCCGGCGCCGGAUUGCUUGCCGCGCCUAUUUUCUGUCCGCGUUCACUGUACGAGGAGGCCGCACGAGCGGCGAACUCGACGAAGCGCGAGGACUUGCGACCGACGUCCGUGGCGUUCCAACGGACGGCAUCCAAACGAGCCGGGAAGUUACGCCGGGCUGCGACUCUCCGGGAAGACUGAAGCCACCGCGCAGGAACCCAUAGAAAAUGAGAUUCUUCCUCUCACUGCUGGUGGCCGGAUGCGUCCUCCACGUCGGCUGGUGCCUGAUGGGCUCGACGGCAUUCAGCGAGGUGUUCAAGCCGCGCUGCUUCCCGCCUAUCAAAGACAACCGCCACCUGAGGAUGGGACAGCAGCUGCCCGCCGGUUUCACAAUGUCCAGCUUCCUGGACAAGCUGCAGAUACUCGAGCAGAGGUUGGCCGAGCGCAACAAUGGCAACGUGCUCACGGCUGUCGACAUGGCCGUCUACGUAUUGCGGACGUUCUUCCAUGACGACUACGAAUGGGAAAACCUAGGCAUCAAGGAUGUCGGCAACGCUGGCCACGCACGCAGCAUCCUGCACAACGUCAUGGAAGCCGUGAUGGCCAACCUGGGGCGGCCCAGCAUCAAACCCGAGGAACUUCUGGAAGACCAGCUCCACCGGGACGACGACCUCUGCUUUCUCAUGUUCAGCCUGGCGCACAACGUCAACAAGACGUUGGUGCGGCACGACCGUUUCGAGACGUACUCUGUCGAUGAUGACGACGACAUAACUAAGCUACCGCGUGAGGAAGGCGUGUUGAGCGUGACAGGCCGGAAGGACGGCAGCGUCGUGGCCCUGGGCAGGACACUGCUGGGCAUUGCAGCCGCGCACAAGGACCUGCAGGCCAAGACCAUUAAGGACUUGCUAAGGUCUUCGGAGAACGCGGAUGGCGUCAGCGACGGAACUCUCAGUCCGGUCUACGCUGCCACCCUUGGAUCACUACUGGCCAGCACCUCGCUUAUGUUGUCACCGGCACAGCUGAGGAAGUCGAUGGGACUGCAGGGCAAGUGGCUCGAGAAUGGCUGCUUCCUUGAGUACAAGCUGGAUGGAGACACAAACACAUCAUGCACGCUGGCCCAAAUCACUGGCGCCAUCGAUGGCCUCAUCUUGGGCAGGGCACUGAACGAGUUCCCAGAAAUGCGAACCUGGAAUCUGAGCACUGUGCUGCGCCUGUACUACGGGCCCAAGGGCAUAGCCACUGGAGCCUCGCAGAUCAUGACUCACUGCAAACGUCGCGAGCUCUUCAACAAAGUCAACAACCGUGAACUGCGGGAGCAGAUUGACAACUUUGCCAUAACACUGGCACACUCGGGUCUCAUCACGGGCAUCGAGAACAAGGAAUCAAAGGCCAAGGAGCGCGUGGCAGAUACCUGGAACAUAUUCCUGGGCAAGCUUGGGGAUGACAGGGAUUCCCAGCACAGUGAUGCAUGCCCAGCUAGUACAAACGAAAAUGAGCCCGAAUGUGAAACGCCUACGGAUUUGCUAGUUGUGCUGGACACUUCAACAGAUGUCAUCGACAACGAAGAAAAGAGGGAACUGCAAAGUGAAAUCCUUGCAAUGAUCACCAGGUCACUCAAGUUCCAGACAGGGAUCAGUACCGUGAGCCUCUUUGCCAGCAAGCGCCACAGUGAUGUGCUGCGUGACAUCAUCGAGGACAGCAGUGCUGGGGGAUGCCCUGGAUGUGCCGCCCUGUACUUGCGUGACCUUAGUGAUAUCAAUGCCGUUGGCGCAGACAGCGACCAGGAUGUGUUCAACAUGCUCAAUACUCUUGUCACCAAGCACAUUUCGCUCAUGGAUGAACGGCCCGGUGCUGCCAGCAGGGUGGUGCUGUACCUGAACCUGAGGAAGAAGGCAGCAGGUGGAUUACAUUCCAAUGGGCGCCAGGUCGAAGAGGCUCUCAACAAGUUCCGGGUGGCACAUCCAGACGUGCCAAUUUUCGCCAUUGGCCCCAAGGACGUUAUUGAUGCGCUGAACACUAGAUCUGGAGCCUUGACACUGGUGGACAUUACCAAUGUUCUUUCGGAUGAGAAUCCUGACAUGGAAAGACUGCGUACAGCCCCGGACCUGCUCAAUCUUCCAAAGAAAAUAUGCCGAGUGCCAGCCGCUCUGCGACACAAACACUGCCAGCCUCAGGGCUCUCGGUGGCAGUCCUCUGCACAGACCAAGUUCCAAGGUGCUGUGACCCCCGGAGCAGUACAGUACUGGUCCUACAGUACUGCCACGUUCUCGGCAAGCAAAAACCUUCAAAUCAAGUUCACUACUAAUGACCAGGGCAACCUCAAGGUCUGCGACGUCACUGGUCGUGUUAUCGGUGACAGCCUCGCAGGUUUGAGAUGCUACGAAACCAACGCACAGUUUAAGACAUUGUCGUUCAACUACACAAGGCCAUGCAAAAAAGGACCUCUGAGCUGCUCUCCAUUGACGUACGCUGUGAUCGGAAAGGAUGAGAAUGUUCCACAGAUCAACUUUGACGCAUCCACCUGCGAAGGUUUUUGCAGGAACCCCCAGCAAAUCAAAUUUGAAGUUGAACACGAGGGAAUGUACUGUGCUGGAGUUCUGUCGGCAAUUUUCUCGCCUUACGUGCUGCUUCUCACGGCCCUAACGUUGCUGCGACACUGGGCAAGUUAGCAACUUCCAUUCAAACCUCGUGCACUCUUGUUGAGAGCACAAAGAUGUGGCCAGGAGUGCACCGUCGCCAUCAUCGAACUGCCUGCCCUGUUUGAGCAGCGAAGUGUCAUCAUCCUCUAUGCUUUCAUGUGUGUGGCCUGCACACGCCUUGUACAGCUACAACAUGAAGGCAUAGAGAAUCCAAUCAAGGUUGUUUUUAGGCAGAGCACCAUCAUUGAAGACAAUUGCUCACUCUUUACCUUCGCACAUCACUCUAUUAAAUGUGCAUCCCAUCUGCACUGACAAUGAAUGCUAAAUAAAAAAAAAUUUUGUGAGAGAAGUGCUA
This is a messenger RNA of Dermacentor andersoni, 3018 nucleotides long. RefSeq lists its product as uncharacterized. The record is from RefSeq and is a predicted model, not a curated record. NCBI's taxonomy places the organism in Eukaryota, Metazoa, Arthropoda, Arachnida, Ixodida, Ixodidae.